AUGAAGGUCCUUGCCGUCUCGCUUGCCUUUUUGCUGAUCAGUGGUCUGAUCAGUACAUCGCUGGCUGAAAAUGACGAAGGAGGAGAAAAAGAGCUUGUUCGAGUUCGCCGCACUAGUUACAACUGCCCAUUCCAGAGAGGUAAAUGCCAUCGUCACUGCAGGAGCAGUGGGCACAUAGAAGGCUACUGCGGCGGUUUUCGGGGAAAGACCUGCAUCUGUGUCAAGGAAUAG
This is a messenger RNA of Ixodes scapularis (black-legged tick), 231 nucleotides long. RefSeq names its product defensin-like. The record is from RefSeq and is a predicted model, not a curated record. The coding region runs from base 1 to 231 and encodes 76 amino acids. Gene Ontology annotation, biological process: defense response. The transcript has 3 exons. NCBI's taxonomy places the organism in Eukaryota, Metazoa, Arthropoda, Arachnida, Ixodida, Ixodidae.